AUGGUCGCGCCCACCAUCUCCCAUAAAGAAGCGCGAUCGCGAAGGUCGUAUAUACUUCCGUUUCCGGCCUUUCCGCCUUCUUUUCGUUCCGGUAGCGCUCCCGCAGACAUGGUGAACGUUCCUAAAACCCGCCAGACUUUUUGUAAGAAGUGUGGCAAGCAUCAACCCCACAAAGUGACACAAUACAAGAAGGGCAAAGAGUCUCUGUAUGCCCAGGGAAAGCGUCGUUAUGACAGGAAACAGAGUGGAUAUGGUGGGCAGACUAAGCCAAUUUUCCGGAAGAAGGCUAAAACUACAAAGAAGAUUGUGUUGAGGCUUGAAUGUGUUGAGUCAAACUGCAGAUCUAAGAGGAUGUUGGCUAUUAAGAGGUGCAAGCAUUUUGAACUGGGAGGAGAUAAGAAGAGAAAGGGCCAGGUGAUCCAGUUCUAA
Chrysochloris asiatica (Cape golden mole) is the source of this 429-nucleotide messenger RNA. It is a transcript of the gene RPL36A, whose product is annotated as ribosomal protein L36a. Gene Ontology annotation, cellular component: cytosolic large ribosomal subunit; ribosome. Gene Ontology annotation, biological process: translation. The record is from RefSeq and is a predicted model, not a curated record. The coding region runs from base 1 to 429 and encodes 142 amino acids. Gene Ontology annotation, molecular function: structural constituent of ribosome. Lineage: Eukaryota; Metazoa; Chordata; Mammalia; Afrosoricida; Chrysochloridae. The transcript is spliced from 5 exons.